Syzygium oleosum is the source of this 4040-nucleotide messenger RNA. RefSeq names its product protein STICHEL. The transcript is spliced from 6 exons. Gene Ontology annotation, molecular function: ATP binding; DNA clamp loader activity; ATP hydrolysis activity. The coding region runs from base 165 to 3899 and encodes 1244 amino acids. Gene Ontology annotation, biological process: DNA-templated DNA replication; DNA repair. Gene Ontology annotation, cellular component: DNA replication factor C complex; DNA polymerase III complex; nucleus. The record is from RefSeq and is a predicted model, not a curated record. Lineage: Eukaryota; Viridiplantae; Streptophyta; Magnoliopsida; Myrtales; Myrtaceae.
UCCUCCUCCUCCUCCUCCUUCCUCCUCCUUCGGCUGUCUGGCUGUCUGUCUGUCUGGCUGUCGAGCAGAGUAGUCGAGCGGGUGAAAAUGGCGGCCCCAAUGCUCAUUGGGCAUUUUGGAUCCUGACUGACCCAUUUUCCAAAACUCUUAGAUUUGGACUCUCGAUGAUGUCGGCUUCUUCCGGAAUGAGGGGGAAGAAUGGCGAUCCCACACCCAGCAAGCUGCACCUGAAGCGGGAGCUAACCCAAAUCCGCAAGGCUUCCCGCUUGUUGCGGGAUCCCGGAACCACCUCCUCCUGCAAGUCGCCGCCUCUCUCCGCCCUCCGUCCCCUUCCCGGCACAUUCAUCGCCGACCCCAAGAGCCCCCCCGUCUUCUUGUAUAACUGGAAGUCCCCCAACUCCCCCAAUGCCCUCAGAUCUUCCUCCCCCUCCUCCCCCUCCUCCUCCUCCUCCUCUCCCAACAGUCAAGACGACGGCUUGAGCGAUGCCCGCAAUGCUGUCUACUCCAAGGCCGGUGGCAGCGACAACCCUCGCCCCUCCCAUGAUUUCCGCCGCCGAGAUGCCCAUCUUGUCCCGCGGGUUGGCCCCGCUCCCUCUUCUGCCUUCAAGAAGCGGAGUAAGAAACCCGAUGCUCAUGCCCUUCUCCUCCCUAGAUAUCCUCCCAAGGACCUCCAUCUCCCCAGGAAUUCCGCCCAUUCCAUAUCCUUUCGCAAUGGUCACCCUCCACUGCCGCUGGUCCCGGACGGCUCCGUCGACCCAUCUGACGAUACGGACGAUUACAGUCGCUCCGAGGAUUUGAAGCGGAUCCCUGGAGCUUCCCCAUUGCUUUUAAAAUUGAAGCACCGCAAUAAUUGGUCCCGCUCCUCCUCCAUAUUGCUCAGGAGCAUUAGGAAGGAGGACUCUUCCUACACCUACAGCACCCCUGCUCUCUCCACUAGCUCCUAUUAUAGGCACGCCAAUCGGAAUCCAAGCACAGUGGGGUCUUGGGAUGGUACCACCACUUCUGUGAACGAUGGUGAUGACGAGGUGGACGAUCCUUUGGAUUUGCCUGGAGGGCAGGGAUGUGGGAUUCCUUGCUACUGGUCCAAAAGGACGCCCAAGCACAGGCGCAUGUGUGGCAGUUGUUACUCUCCUUCCCUCUCCGACACCAUAAGGAGGAAAGGCAGUAGUAUUCUCUGUGGCAGUCAAUCAGUGUACAGUGGACGCCGCCCAUCGCCUUCGGGGUCAAAGAAGCGAAGAAUUGCGUCUAAGAGUGCUCAAGGUGUUCUCCCAUUGCUCACGAACGAUACUGAUGCCAGAGGAGGAUCGUCGGUUGGAACGGGGCACAGCGAUGAUGAGCUCUCCACAAACUUUGGGGAGCUCGAUUUGGAGGCAUUGAGUAGAUUGGAUGGAAGGCGGUGGUCUAAUUGUAGGGAUCAAGAUGGGUUGGAGGCUGUUGCUCCCACCAGUGGCCAAGGAGAGGAAGAUGCUAUGGUGGAUAACAUCAGAAGCUUGAGUCAGAAGUAUAAGCCCAUGUUCUUUGAUGAGAUAAUUGGGCAAAACAUUGUGGUUCAAUCGCUCGUCAAUGCUAUUUCGAGGGGAAGGGUUGCUCCUGUCUAUUUCUUCCAAGGACCUCGAGGGACUGGAAAAACUUGCACAGCCAGGAUUUUUGCUGCUGCUCUGAAUUGUCAGGCUACCAAAGAAGCCAAGCCAUGUGGAUGCUGCAAAGAGUGCUCCGACUUCAUUUCUGGAAAGAGCAGAGAUCUUUGUGAGGUCGAUGGCACCAAUAAGAAACAAAUCGAUAAAGUCAGGCAUCUGCUAAAAAACUUGUCAGUUCGGCCACCAGUGCAUUCGCGGUCCAAAGUUUUUAUCAUUGAUGAAUGUCAUCUGUUGCCCUCUAAGGUAUGGCUGGCUUUUCUCAAAUUUGUUGAGGAACCACCACGUCGAGUCGUUUUCAUUUUUGUUACAACCGACCUAGACAGUGUGCCCCGUUCCAUGCAAUCUCGCUGUCAGAAGUACCUUUUCAACAAAAUCAAAGAUAGUGACAUUGUGUUGCGACUACGCAAUAUUUCUGCGAGCGAGAAUCUGGAUGUCGAAUUGGAUGCGUUGGAUUUGAUUGCUCUGAAUGCAGAUGGUUCGCUUCGAGAUGCCGAAACUAUGUUAGAUCAAUUGAGUUUGUUGGGUAAAAGAAUCACGACAUCGCUUGUGAACGAACUUGUUGGAGUUGUUUCAGACGAGAGGUUACUUGAUCUAUUAGAGCUAGCCAUGUCGUCGAACACUGCAGAAACGGUGAAAAGAGCCAGGGAGUACAUGGACUCUGGGGUAGAUCCAUUGGUUUUAAUGUCACAGCUGGCCAGUCUUAUUAUGGAUAUCAUAGCUGGAACAUACAAGAUGGUCGAUUCCGACUAUAACGAGUCACUUUUUGGUGCUCGAACCUUAAGUGAAUCUGAAUUAGAGAGAUUAAAGCAUGCUUUGAAGCUUCUCUCAGAGGCAGAGAAACAGUUAAGAGUUUCGAGUGAACGGUCAACUUGGUUUACGGCGACAUUAUUGCAACUUGGUUCUGUGCCUUCACUAGAAGCUUUGCAUUCUAGCAGCAGUCAGAAGCAAAGUUCUAGGACAACCGAAGAUCCAUCAAGUGCUUCUAGAGGAUACAAUUCUUACAAGCGAAAAUCAGAUUCUAAAUACGCACCCCGUGAAUCUGCCUCUCCUGUGUCUUUGCUUGAAGAAGCACAUUCAACUCCCUGUCAUCAGGGGACUGUAUUGUCACUUAUCAAGGAUCAUACUUUCAGAACCAGGGGCACACAUGGUGGGGGGCUCGGAGGCACAAUGUUCAAAACAACUAGCCUGGAAAAGUUGAACGACAUAUGGACACGUUGCAUAGAGAGGUGCCAUUCAAAGACACUCAGACAGUUGCUGCAUGCCCAUGGCAAGCUUAUAUCUAUCUCAGAAACUGAAGGAGUUCUUGUUGUAUAUGUAGCUUUUGCAGAUAAAGAUGUUAAAUUGAGAGUGGAAAGGUUCGUGAGCAGUAUUACAAACUCCAUAGAAAUAGUUUUGAGACGAAACGUAGAGGUUAGACUGAUCCUCCUCCCGAAUGGUGAGGAUCUGAUGAAGUAUGGCAAUCCAGGGGAUUCACCAGUUCUGAGUCAAAUGGGAACAGAUAUGGACACUCAAAGAGAAAGGAAAGCAUUUGUUGAAGGUUAUGCUGACCAGGCAUCAUGUCAAGAGUUACCCAAAGUGUCCCAGAUAGCCCUUAACAAUUUAGAUGACAAGUUAAAAGGGGGAUUGCAUGAGGAUUCUAAGGACUGUCAGUUGGUGGAUGGGAUCAAAUGUUCAUCAGAGUUAAUGGUUGAAGAGAAUAAUGGUACAAAUGAAAAGAGGCAGGAGGUCCCAAUGCAGAGAAUAGAGUCCAUUAUCAGAGAGCAGAGGUUAGAAACUGCCUGGUUGCAAACUGCGGAUAAAGGAACCCCUGGCUCAUUAAUUUGUUGCAGACCUGAGAAGAAUCAGGUCUUACCUCAAGAUGGCAUCUAUGAUCAACAUAAGUUGGAAUCAGUCAAUUCUACAGAUUUUUCUUCUCAGCAUUGGGAGGGUGAACUGAAUCAUGAACUCAAAGUUUUGAAGAUUGCUGAUGGAAGGGGCUUGCAGAAGGACCAAGUUAAUAAAAGUCACUAUCCCAUGUCCCCAUGUUUGUUGCAUGAUAGCAGCUUCAUGGCAAAUUUCAACAAGGAGAGCCUGGUUUAUGAGUCUGGUUCAGGAAAUGAAGGUUGUGGCAGGAUGUUAUGCUGGAAUUACACUAGAUCUCAGAGAAGGGGAAAGCUCAAAAGGACUGUCAUGCGCUCGCGCAGAAAUGGAGGUUUCUCAUUCUUCAGUGCAUGCGUGAAGGCAAAUUCGGAAAGCAAAUUAAGAAGACCAAAUGAUGAGUAGCAUCACAUUUAAGUUGCCUUUUUUUUCCUUUUCCCGUGGUAUCAUUUGUGUAUUUAGGUCCUCAAUUGCCGUUUUUUAAAUGUGGAUAUUGUUUUAAAAGUCAGGCCAUUUUUGCUUCAAUAGAAGAUUAUUUGAAGCUCA